CAUCCUGUGAUGUUGACCUCAGGGAACAGCUCUUCUCAUCCUGUGUCCUUUAUCUUGCUUGGGCUCCCAGGACUCGAGAAGUCUCAGUUUUGGGUUGCCUUUCCAUUCUGUGCCAUGUAUGUUGUGGCUAUAGUUGGCAAUAUCACUGUCCUUCACAUAAUCCGAACUGAUCACACCAUGCAUGAGCCCAUGUACCUCUUUGUGGCCAUGCUGGCUGUUACUGACCUGGUCCUCUCCACUUCCACCCAACCUAAAAUGCUGGCCAUACUCUGGUUUCAUGCUCACGAGAUUGAAUACCAUGCCUGCCUCAUGCAGAUGUUCUUCAUCCAUGCCUUUUCUUCCGUGGAGUCUGGGGUGCUCAUGGCGAUGGCCUUGGACCGUUAUGUGGCUAUCUGCUUCCCACUCCAUCACUCUAGGAUCCUGACCCCCUCUGUGGUGGGUAAACUGGGGGCAGUGGUGAUGAUGAGAGGGCUGCUGUGGGUGAGUCCUUUCUGCUUCAUGGUGUCCAGGAUGCCCUUCUGCCCCAACCAGAUCAUUCCACACUCAUACUGUGAGCACAUGGCUGUGCUGAAGUUGGUAUGUGCUGAUACUAGGGUAAAUCGUGCAUAUGGGCUCUUUGUGGCCUUCUCUGUGGUUGGCUUUGAUAUUAUUGUCAUCAGUGUGUCCUAUGUGAUGAUUUUGAGAACUGUGCUGGGAUUACCCUCCAGUGAAGCCCAGCUCAAAGCUUUUGGCACAUGUGCCUCCCAUAUCUGUGUCAUCUUGGCUCUUUAUAUCCCAGCCCUCUUUACUUUCCUCACCCACCGCUUUGGACAUCAGGUGCCCCGAGUGGCACACAUCAUGUUGGCCAAUCUCUACCUACUGGUACCUCCCAUGCUGAACCCCAUCAUCUAUGGAGUUAGAACCAAACAGAUCAGGGACAGGGUUAUUCAAGGAUGUUGUGGAAAAGAGUCACAAGUCAAAGCAUAG
Messenger RNA from Hippopotamus amphibius kiboko, 966 nucleotides. RefSeq names its product olfactory receptor 52R1-like. NCBI's taxonomy places the organism in Eukaryota, Metazoa, Chordata, Mammalia, Artiodactyla, Hippopotamidae. The coding region runs from base 10 to 966 and encodes 318 amino acids. The record is from RefSeq and is a predicted model, not a curated record. Gene Ontology annotation, molecular function: G protein-coupled receptor activity; olfactory receptor activity. Gene Ontology annotation, biological process: G protein-coupled receptor signaling pathway. Gene Ontology annotation, cellular component: membrane. The transcript has a single exon.